CUCAAAAACUUUCAGAAGACAGGAGAGAAUCAGUCUAUCAUACAAUAUGGUAGUCACACCAAUGGCCAAGGGGUUAUUCGCCCUAAAGGCAAAUGCGUUCAAUGGAAAUAAGGAUUGCCAGCAUUCGAUGAUAACGGGUUAUGAAAACACAAGUACGCUAAAUCAUGGCGAACAAACAUACACGGCACAGCACGAAUUUACACCAAAUGCUUCUUCAGAUUCCCUAUUUUCAUCAAAGAUAGACGCAGAUCAAUCUACGCUCCGGGAAUCACAGCAAACCACUUCGCGUUUUGCAUCUACCUUACGAUUUGUAUCUGCGCUAUUUGGUGCCGCAGAAAUCGAUGAUGAAACAGAGCAAGCACAAAAGAAUGAUAUUCAAAAUGAUAUCACGUCAUCGACGGUGUCGAUGUACAAGUCAGUAACUAUUCGUCCCAUAGAGGGGCGUGUAAAUGACGAUGGACUCUGCAGUGAUGACGUAUUCUUGGGAAUGGUGCCCAGUGUCGAUACAGAAUUGCAUCGAGUGCUCUACCGCUUCUCUGCCGGUGGCGCGGACAACAACAAGACAAAAGGCGUAAACAUAAAUACAAUCAGCAGUGGCUCGUGUAGUGAUAUGCUCGAUAGGCUGUCUCUUCAGAAACAACCCAUAAAUGAUGACAAACAAUACAGAGCCCCUAUGCGCCAGUGUGUGAAAUCGAGGCAACAAGGUACGAGUGGGUCAAAGCCCAGUCGGUCAACAUUAGAACACAAUAGCAGGUACGCAGAUCACGAACAAGAUGUUAAAGAAACUAGAAGAUUCUUCAUGGAUGUAAAAUACACGCCAAUCCGCAAGGUAGAACAGAAUCUACCCUCGAUCGACGAUAUAGAAUUGAAUCGGGCGGUAGAGGAUGAACAUAUCAGCAAAAUUAGACACCUGAUACAGGAACGCAAGAUAUCUAUCGAAGCAAAUGGGAAAUCCCAGCCACUUUUAUGUCUGGCUGUGCAGAAAGAUAGCCUAGCAGUCGUUGAGGAACUUAUAAUACAAGGCGCAGAUCCCAAUUGUGUAUGGCAAGAGAAGACGUGCAUAUACAUGGCAUACACUGCAGGACGUAUAGAUAUGAUGCGAGCACUGUUGAGGGCUGGCGCCAUUCCUGAAAUGGCAAAGAGCAAAAUGAGGUUGUCGUUGGCACAAUCUACAUUGCUGUAUAAAGCAGUAGAGGAAGGCAAUGUGCAGGCCGCUAGCGUCAUCCUACCAUUCAUUCCGUCGGUAAAUGUUGGUAAAAGCGGCCGAAGCAUCGUGCACGCAGCAGCAAACAUCGGUUCGUGUGAAAUGAUGAAGGCCUUACAUGAGGGGGCGGCGAGCAAAGGUGAGAAACUGGACUACAAUACAAGGUACUGUGAUGAGACUGUGCUUAUCCAGGCUGCGCGUGGAGGCCAUUUGGAAUUACUCAGCUUCCUGUUGGAAGGCGAUAAAGUGGCUGUUAACGAUAAAGACGAGUCAGGACGCACUGCUUUACAUCAUGCUGCAGCGAAACCAGAUAGUCUAGAGAGUGUGCAAUUACUACUGGAUGCCGGAGCAGAUACCAAAAUUCUUGAUAACAAUGGGCGAACUGCACAGAGAAUGGCAGCAAUUCAUAAACAUGAAGCUGUGAUCGAUCUGUUCGAACGUAUGGAAACGACCUUCCCAGAAGUUUCACUUAUGAUGCUUGCUAGGCACGCAUUGAAAAGGUUUACAAGCACAAUGAAAAGAGACACUGUAUGCGCAAACCUGCCAUCUGAGGUGGCAAAAUUAGUUCUUAAUCCAUUGCACGAGCAACUCUCCGCGUAGCUGUAUUGCAAUCAGAAAAGUCAAAGUCAAUAUACAAGACAAUAAAAUCGAAGACAAUAC
Messenger RNA from Sphaeroforma arctica JP610, 1864 nucleotides. RefSeq lists its product as hypothetical. The record is from RefSeq and is a predicted model, not a curated record. The coding region runs from base 47 to 1804 and encodes 585 amino acids. NCBI's taxonomy places the organism in Eukaryota, Ichthyosporea, Ichthyophonida. The transcript has a single exon. Gene Ontology annotation, molecular function: protein binding. Gene Ontology annotation, cellular component: cytoplasm.